Calypte anna (Anna's hummingbird) is the source of this 1317-nucleotide messenger RNA. RefSeq names its product uridine phosphorylase 1 (gene UPP1). Lineage: Eukaryota; Metazoa; Chordata; Aves; Apodiformes; Trochilidae. The transcript has 9 exons. Gene Ontology annotation, cellular component: cytosol; cytoplasm. Gene Ontology annotation, biological process: nucleotide catabolic process; uridine catabolic process. The coding region runs from base 113 to 1114 and encodes 333 amino acids. The record is from RefSeq and is a predicted model, not a curated record. Gene Ontology annotation, molecular function: uridine phosphorylase activity.
GCUCGCUGCUGUCGAGAGGUGGCUCGGCCGGCGCGCCCCGUAGUCCGUCCGGUGUAGCGAGAGGCACUCAUCGGUUCUCAGCGGUGUUUCCCGCUGCUCCAGAUUCUCAGACAUGUUUAGUACAUCUAGUGCAUGUGAAGUUCAGGUCUAUUUAAUGAAGGUAAAAACAUACAUGGCUCCUGGUGGCUCAAAUGAGAAGAAAACUGAUGAUGAACAGUCUUCAAAAGAGAAUUUUAUCCACCUCUGCAACCCUCACCUGGAGAAAAUGAAAGAGGACAUCCUGUACCAUUUUGCUCUUGGGACUGGCACACAUGAUUUUCCAGCAUUGUUUGGAGAUGUAAAGUUUGUAUGUGUUGGAGGAAGCCCUUCACGGAUGAAAGCUUUUAUUGCCUACAUAGCUGAAGAACUGGGGCUUGGAAGUCCUGGUCAUGACUACCCCAACAUCUGUGCAGGAACUGACCGCUAUGCCAUGUACAAAGUGGGACCGGUUUUGUCAGUCAGUCAUGGUAUGGGCAUUCCUUCGAUUUCAAUCAUGUUGCACGAGCUGAUUAAACUGUUGUAUCAUGCCAAGUGUUCCAACAUAACCAUUAUUCGCAUUGGCACCUCUGGUGGAAUAGGUCUGGAGCCAGGCUCAGUGGUUAUAACUAGGCAGUCUGUAGAUGCCACCUUCAAACCUCAGUUUGAACAGGUUGUUCUGGGGAAGACUGUAAUCCGCAGUACAAACCUGGAUGAACAGCUUGCUAAGGAGCUGAUGCAGUGCAGUAAUGAAAUCAGACAGUUCAAUACAGUCAUUGGAAAUACUAUGUGCACUUUGGAUUUCUAUGAAGGACAGGGGAGGUUGGAUGGUGCAAUCUGCUUAUAUAAUGAAGAGGAGAAACUGCAGUAUUUGAAGGAAGCUUAUGAUGCUGGCAUCAGAAACAUAGAGAUGGAAUCUUCUGUAUUUGCUGCAAUGUGUAAUCUCAGUGGUGUCAAAGCUGCUGUAGUGUGUGUCACUCUUCUGGAUCGUCUUGAAAGGGAUCAGAUUAAUAGCUCACAUGAUGUACUUGCUGAGUAUCAUCAGAGGCCGCAGAAACUGGUGGGAUAUUUCAUUAAGAAAAGUCUUGGGAAAGUAUGAAAUACCCACCUUUCAACUAGAAGAAGCAGAAACUGGAAACAAUGAUACAAACACUGAAAAAGGAAGGCAUGACUCUUGCAAAUUGGCAACCGCCCAUGAGGAUUACUCUCCUUAAAUUUGAUGAAUUUUUAACUUGAGAACAGAUAAAAGGAUAAAAUAUUGGAUUUUUUUAUUUAGUAAUUUAGUCUUUCUCUAAUUUUAAA